Messenger RNA from Saprolegnia diclina VS20, 1017 nucleotides. RefSeq lists its product as hypothetical. Lineage: Eukaryota; Oomycota; Saprolegniomycetes; Saprolegniales; Saprolegniaceae. The record is from RefSeq and is a predicted model, not a curated record. The transcript has 5 exons. The coding region runs from base 114 to 983 and encodes 289 amino acids.
CCGAGGUGAAUGGUGGGCGUCGGCGGUCGUGGGUGCGGUGGGUACCUUGCGCGUCUCUGGCGCGUUGAUGGUCUGUACCGCGCGAAACGGCGAAACGGGUCGCAGCAGCCACAAUGCGGCAAAGCGCCCUCGUGGCGCUCUUGUGGCUCGUUCCUGCUGUCGCUCAGGAGCUCGUCAACCCACAGGCGACCAACCAAGUGUUUGGGGCGAUUUGGGUCAAGGGCGUGAAAAUCACGUCCGAUGCGCUCAUCGGGUCGUGCUUUCAAGGCUACGGGCUUCCGGGCUGCUCGAACGGCAAUGGGACGUCGCAGCACUAUGGCAUCUCCAACCAGCUCGUACCUGGCCGGUCGUACUGCCUCCAAUGCUGCAGCAACCCGACACCUACAGGGAACGACGAGACAUGGGACCUCGCUUGUCCGCUCACGCUGCUCCAGCAGUCGGUCAUCAUCAACGACAUUAGCAAGGAGUACGUCUUUGCGCGCCGCCGCAACCUCACCGACACGGGGCUGGUCGUGUGCCAAUGGCCAAAGCGCACCAAGGGACUGUACCUUGUCGGGUAUACGCUCGAGCUCGUUGUGACCGAGUACAGCGCGUCGAGCGGCGCGGUGUUUUGGGUCGGCGUCGACGCGUGCUCGGUCACCGCCAUCGAGUCGACCGCGCUGCCGACGACAUUUACCGAGAGCAUUCGCAUGGUGUCGGUGCGUCCAGCGUACACGCCGUCGCCGUAUUGGUACUUUGCGCUCGGCGGCUUCCUGAUCGCGACGCUCUUUGUGGCGUACGUCGGGUACCGCGGCUACAUGCGCAACGAGCACUGCGUCAACUGCGCGUCCAAGCUCGUGUUCUUCCACUCGCUCUGCCUCCUCUGCAUUCUCUGCGGCUGUCGCCUCCGUGCGCCGCCGCCCAAGGUCUUUUGCAUCGAAGCAUACGAGGCGGAGCUCGCAGCGCGUGCGAGCGACGCUUCCAGCGUGAGCAGUGACGCGUAGCGACCCGUGUAUAUAUUAAUUUAUUCCUUUCCCA